CAGGAAUUUCUCCUAAACUGGAUUGGUUUAGAUCUUAUGACGCGUAUCAGGAGCUCCACGUCAUGUCCAGCUGGUCCACUGUUUUCGUCCCUUUGACCACUAAACAUAAUCCUUGCUGGUCAGGAACCAGUUGCCGUGAUUCACGCUAAUCCACACGCGGUCUUGCAUCUCUCAUCGCUCAUCUCUCGUCCAUCCUCGGACUGCACACCCCUCUAAAACGUCCUCAGUAUAAAUGGAGUCGCGAUCAACGGACGGGGUAACACAGCAGCAUCAACUCCCCCCUUUCGUUCACAAUGUCCGGAGCGCUGUCCAGAGCAGUCUCCAGAGGGCCACGUCUCUCGCGGCGCCUUUGGCGGGCUGGGUUCGCGACAGGAAGGUCGACGCUGAUAGGUUCCGGGAAUUCUGCGCCGCGGAGAUCGAGAAGCACAAGGAGGGCGCGCUUCGUCAGGCUUUAGCGGGGAUGGAGGGGUUCACGUGGGCUGCGUUAAAAAAUGACGCGUCUAGGAUGCAGAGGCAGGAGAUGCGAUCUCCGUGCUUCGCGUCCAUUUCAUCGUCACUACACGGAUUCGACGCUGCGUCUGCGACUGCUGAUACUAACGCGUACGACGGGCGGGCGAGGCACCUGUUCGAUAUCGCCAUGUCCGCGCCGCAGGUGGCGAAGCGGCUGGAGGGCCUGGCGGUGUACACUGUGAGCAACGCGGCUAACGAGUUCGUCCUUAUCGCGGAUGCGGAGGGCAGCAAGUCGAUCGGGCUGUUCUGCUUCCGAAAGGAAGACGCGGAAACGCUCCUCGCGCAGGUGAAGGAUCGCGACGCCUCGUUGGGUAAAGGAGCUCGAGUGGUGCCAGUGGCCAUGGAUAAGGUGUACGCGCUGUCAGCGGAGGGCAUUGCCUUCCGCUUCCUGCCGGACCCCCUGCAAGUCAAGAACGCCGUCCAGCUGCGGUCGCAGGCAGGCGACAACAGCAAGGGCUUUGACGGGGUGCCUGUCUUUCAGUCGGAGAGCCUGAUCCUUCGGUCCAAGAAUCGCCGCUUCUGCCCGAUAUUCUUCACCAAGGAGGACCUAGAAGCGGCAGUGAGAAAAGCAAUGGGUGGGAAGCAGAAGAGCUCAGGGAAAGGGCCUGUCAGCAUCAACGUGCAGGUUGGGAGCUUCGAAGACGUGCUAAAAAAGAUGGAGAAGAACGAGGAGGACUCGCCAUGGGGCGACCUGCUCUUUGUGCCGCCCGGCCGGGAUGUGGAUGGGGUGGUGGGCAAACAGACAGCCCAUGCUGCUGGCUCUAGCGAAUCCGUGCUCUGCUGAGCUGUCAAACACAGGGAUAUCUGGACUGGUGCAUCUGACGUUUCGGGACGUGGAUUGGGUGUGGGCAAACAGACGGCCCAUGCUGCUGCUGGUCUGGCGAGUCUGAUCUGCCGACCUCGCCUUUCCUGGGCUCUCACAGCUAAAGCAACCUUGUCUGUGAGCUGCGCUGGGCGCUUAGAGACGUGCAGGGAGAUCGGGUGGUGGUGGGCAGACAGGCAGAUGGCUCAUGCUGCAGAUGACUCUCGGUUCAGCUGAUGGACUCUGGACUCUGGUCUGGAGACACCCGCUGAGCCCGCCCUCUGCUGCAAACCUUGCAUUGGUUGAUCCGGCUUUGACCACUGGACUGGACAUGCCCUGCAUUGCGUUGCAACAUUUGUGUAUGGUUCUAGAGAUUAGAUUAGAUCUGAUCUGACUACACCACUUGAAUGAAUCAGG
Messenger RNA from Closterium sp. NIES-67, 1729 nucleotides. The record is from the annotation of a GenBank genome assembly. Lineage: Eukaryota; Viridiplantae; Streptophyta; Zygnematophyceae; Desmidiales; Closteriaceae.